AAUGAUGGGGUCCGGGGCACCCUCAGCAAGUUUGCUGAGGAUCCCACGUGGGCCGGAGCUGCAGAGACACCAGAGGAUGACAUUGCACCCACGGGGACCUCGACAGGCUGGAGAAAGGGGCUGACAGAGCCUCUGGAAGUUCAACCAAGGCACAAGCAGAGUCCUUCCCCUGGGGAGCAAGAGCCCCAGGCAGCAGAACACACGUCCUGGGAAGCAGCUGUGCAGAGUGGGUCCUGCUGAGUGCGAUGCUGGCACAAGCCCACCAGCAGCAGGGACCGCCCUGGAAGGGAGCUGGGCAAACGCCGAGGUGUGCAGCCCGCUGCCGGGUGGGCUUUUGUCACAGGCUCUGUCUGUGUGGACGGGGGAGGUCGUGGCUGCGCCCUGAGUGUGCCCCUGGGAGCUCUGGGAUGUCACCAGAGUCACAAUCCCCCUAUGACAUCACCUGCAGCGGGUAACUGGAAAAGGCAGUGCUGGGCACUGCCAGCAGCACACAGACGAGGUCUGCGGGCAGCACCCGAGCCGUCGAGUACUGCCAGAGCACGCCAGACUGUGAGCCGUCAGUGGCCAAGGAGCCACAGUGAGUACACAGCGACUGAGGAGCCUCUGAGUCUUGACAGGGACUGAGGAGCCUCGGAGUGCCACCAGCGGCCAAGGAGCCUCCGAGUCCCGCAGUGGACGAGGGGGCUCCGAGUGCUGCCAGUGGAAGCCAAGCCUUUGAGUCCUUCCAGCAACACCCACCAAGUGCCAGCAGCAGCUGCGAAGACUCAAGGGCAGGAGCAGCAAUGGAGGAGGCCAGGCAUGAGGCAGCAGCGCCAGGAGCUGACAGGAGCUGCCUGAUCUGCCUGGGUGCCCUGGAGAGCCCUGCUGCCGUGGAGCCCUGCGGGCACAUCUUCUGCCGUGCCUGCAUCCAGGGCCGGGCCGCUGCCACCUGCCCGCUGUGCCGGGAGCCCAUCGGGGCCAUCCGCCUGCUGCAGGGGCAGGACAACCCUGCUGGGGUGGCCCCACGUCGCCGCCGUCGCCGCCUCCAUCCCUUCGUGCUGCGCUGGCUGCAGGAGCAGCAGCAGCGGCGGCAGGAGGAGCAGCAGCAGCCGCGGGGUCCUGGAGGUCGCCGUCGCCGGCGAUUCUCCGACGGGGAUAGGGAGCAGAGUCCCCCCGUGCCCCCGCGCCGUGUGCGGAGGGAAUUGGAAGAGCGGCUGCACAGGGUGCGGGAGGAAGAGCUGGCCUCGGGGGACUACGUGCGCCGCCUCCCCUUCAUCCCCUUUGAACCGGAGCCUCUGUGGGCCCCGUGAAUUAAAACCCCUCAGUAUUCCUACAUGAA
Messenger RNA from Pipra filicauda (Wire-tailed manakin), 1318 nucleotides. RefSeq names its product RING finger protein 225-like. The record is from RefSeq and is a predicted model, not a curated record. Bases 783 to 1289 code for a protein of 168 amino acids. NCBI's taxonomy places the organism in Eukaryota, Metazoa, Chordata, Aves, Passeriformes, Pipridae. The transcript has a single exon.